Molecule: messenger RNA, 8016 nt
Organism: Silurus meridionalis
Lineage: Eukaryota; Metazoa; Chordata; Actinopteri; Siluriformes; Siluridae
Product: pecanex-like protein 3
Exons: 35
Coding region: 868-7653 (2261 amino acids)
Cellular component (GO): membrane
Source: RefSeq, a predicted model, not a curated record
AUGGACAUAUUAGACAGUGGAAGUUAGCAGGAUGAAAGACGAGGUUUUUGAUUGUGUUUAAAGGAAUUGUUGAAGCCCGUGACAGAAGACGUGCCGAGAAAACAAACAUGGCGCUCGCAACGGAGAGCAGAUGAGCCGAAAGCUCGGUUUCCACACGCGGAUAAUUGGACUUGAAAGUACUUAGCAGGCUAUUGGAUCCCUCUGGCUAGCUCCAUAGAAUACAAUGAUCAGCCUGAGAGCUGCUUAGCUAGUUAGCUAGGAAAUAGCAGGCACGUUCACAGGCUAGGUACUGGACCCGAGGUGGUGGGGAAAGACCGGGGGGGAUGUCUGCGUGUUUAAUCCGGGAGCUGUUCGUCCCUUUUCGGGUUUUCAUCAGCUCUGUUCUGAAAGCACGAGAUGCUGGAGAUCUCAGGAUUGUGAAGAACUUGUGCUCCAGGUUUGCAUCAGCAGCUCUUUAGAUUAUUUUAUAUGCAUAUAAUUUCCAAAUUCUCUCCCUGAAUCAGGAUUAGUUCUCUGUAUAAAAGUCCAAACAGCAGUCACUUCAUUUGAAGGUUUUAAUCUGAACUUCUGUAGAUUCUCUUUGAAUGUUUCUAUUGAUCCAAGUGGUUUGUUGAAGACACCAAAACCCAAACCUGGUCUGAGGAACAAUUUGCAUGUGGACAUCUUUCGUGGAACGCUGUCAAAAGGUAAACCGAGAAGCAUGUGAUCAAGAGCGUGGCCGUCUGCAUCAGUCAAUGAGAAACGUCCGCUGUGGAAACCUUUGAGAAGUUGACGUACGCGAGGCCGUUGUGGGCAAUGGAAGUGUUCAAGCUUGGACUUUAGGGAAGGAGGGAUUGGAGCUACGCCGUGGUGGCAGAGCUGACAAAGAUGGGCUCUCAAGCACUACAGAUUUUGCGCCAGGGGGUGUGGGCUUCGCUGACCGGAGGCUGGUACGUCGACCCCCAUCAGAGCACCUUCUCCAACUGCUUUCACCUCUACCUCUGGAUAUUCCUUCUGGCCUUCCCUUUUCUUCUGUACAUGGCACUACCACCCACUGUAGUAGUAGCCGGGGUGUACUGCGCUGUGGUUGCCGUCUUCUUCAUUGCCAUAAAGGUGGUGAACUUUCGUCUGCAUUCGAUGUUUGAUCUUGGAGAGAUUGUGGAGAAGAGGCAGGCCUCGCUGACCACAGACCCUCAGAGAGUGGAGGAAGGGGACGAAGGCUCCGGAGCUAAUGAUAGCAGCCAACAUAGGGGCAGCGGUGUUGGUGUGGAAAUGACCGUGUUCAGAAAGGUGAACUCAACCCCUCCAGUGCGCUGCAGCUCCCAGCAUUCCCUGUUUGGUCUGAACCAGGUGUCGGAAUUUUUGCCACAACUUGAGGACCCUGGAGGCUCCAAGGACCUCAAAGAGCUGAUGCAAGAGCAGGGUGGCGAAGGUCUGACCUCCACACACAGAGAGGUUCUUCGACACAACUCUCAGGAUGCAAUCCGAGCCAGUGGUGUGGUUCAGUCCUGUUUUGCUGCAGCCAUUGCUGGGGAUUUCUCCAGUCUAAUGGGAGUGAGAGAAUUGAGGUCUGCAGGCUUUGGGAGCUUGCCCUUACAAGACUGUCCCUCCAUCCCCCCCUCACCAUCCAGCCAAGAGGAUGGAGAAGAGAAGGAACCAGCAGUGCCUUGCAGCAAUAUGCUGGAGCAGCCAGCUCAGCGAAGGCUAGCAGAGUCCCCUAUGAGUGGUUAUUCUCCACUCGGCCCUUCAGCAGAGUCCGAAAGCUUGGGCGAUGCCCCUCUGAGCCCUCUCAUCAAGAGUAGCUUGAGCGAAGAAUUGAGUGAGAAUCUGCUAGGCCUAGGUCUUGACCCAGUAACCUUUGGACCUGGAGCAGACAAACCAUGCAUCCACAGUGGCGUGGCACUGACAGCCGGCUCAACAGACAGCUGUGUGGCGACUGAUCGAGAGACUUUGAGCACAGUCAGCAGCUACCGCAGUGAGAAGACAGACUCUACCCAACUUGAAAGCCCAUCGCUGGGCCAACAACACCAGUUGGUCCCUGCCCCCUCCUCUGCAGUUCUGGGUAAGGGUUGUUUCCUGCAGCCAGAGGACCCCGCAUUCCUAGGUGGCAGCGACACAGAUGAUCUUUCAGACAGUGAACUGCUACGAUCUCCCUCCAAAGAACUCCACCCUAGUCAGGGCCUGGAUCGAACUCUGGUGGAGGGUGAGGAUGCCACGGCACAGCUCCCAUCCCUGCAAGAUUCAUCCCCUUCUAGCAGCAGUGGGCCCUCAGAGUCCUGCGAUCACGCUCGGAUUCUACCCAUGCCCCCUGUGCCCCCUCCACGCCAAGCUGGCUCUGUGCCCUCUGGUCUGGUGUGCUCGGAACCUGCCCUGGCCGUCACCUCUGCACCCUACUUGUUGGUUGAGCCGCCGUCUCUACAGGUUCAACAGCAGCAAGUGGUGAGGCCCAAAGACUUGAAACUUAUGCGGGCUGGGGGCAGCAUGGCCCAGCGCCCUGGGCGCAGGAAAGCACCUCGUAAACGCGGUGCUGCCGGCAGCAGCAGUUUUGACUGUGGCUCGUAUCGACGCCGUCAUCAUGGACGCAGCCAACGUAGAGACUGUGUGUAUGUGCCUGUGCGUAGCAGGCUAGGCGCCAAAGCUUACAGCGAAAGCCUGUUUGAGGACUCCAGUGAUGAGGACGAUGGAAGCGAUGCCAGCGCUGCUUCCAGCCUUGGCUCACAGCGACGCUUCAGUUCAGACGACGAGGAUGAGGAUGACUCAAGUUCGUCUACCUCCUGCUAUUCCCCAGAUCCUGGAAUUGCCUCUCAACCUGUACCUGUUUCACAUCUGCCUAGCUCCAAUGAGGGUAAAGAGGCAGCUGCUGUAGGCCCUCCACACACUCGCAGUGCCCAGCGCUCAGCCAGUACGGCCAGUGCCAAGACUCAUGCCAGGGUGCUCAGCAUGGAUGGAGCGGGUGGAGGCCACACCAGCACAGGAACUCUGGCGUCCACCAUUUUGCCGUUAGCAGCUGCUUCCACUCCAGCUCCGCGUCCGCUUACCAUGUCAAAGUCUGACCUGGAAGCUCGUACUGGACACUCAGAGGUUUUCCCCAGGCCUCAUAGGCUCGAUUCCCUGGGAGGCUCGUGGGCUGGUAACCAGACUGGAUGGCGGGCAGGAGAACUGCUUGAAGAAGGUGCUGUGGGAGGAGCUUUGGGCUCUGAGGAAGGAAAUAAACGCGACUCUGUAAGUAAUGUCAAGAGGACACAGGCCAUCCGCAGAAGACAUAAUGCAGGCAGUAACCCCACUCCACCCCCGUCCACCAUGGGUUCCCCACCCAGUCUCCAAGAUCUUCAACGGGCCCGUGCCUCCUCUCAUUCUCGUUCACGCGCCCUCCCCACAGCGCUACAGUUUGCCUCGUCCCUGUUGCUCCCACGGAGUGGAGUUCACGAAGCCUCCACAUUUGACGACACCUCUGAGGGAGCCGUGCACUACUUUUACGAUGAGAGUGGUAUAAAAAGGUCCUACACCUUUGGACCUGCUGGAGGAGGCUAUGAGGACCCAGUGCAGGAGCGUGAGAGACAGUCCCAGUCCUCCAGCUUUACCUCUACUGAUGUGCAGGAGGUGCCUCCAACAUUGUCCAUGCUGCAGCCUAGACCUGUGGUUCUCCAGGGCAUGCAGGUGCGUAGGGUGCCCUUGGAGAUGCCCGAGUUUGACCUGGAUCAUGAGUCUCUGCAGGAGUCUCAGGAAAACACCCUGAUGAUCGAGGAGAAAGCCAAGCCAAAACAAUACUACAAGUUCUGGGUGCUGCCAGGAAAGUGGCUUAGAGUGCGCUAUGACCGGCUGGCCCUUCUGGCCUUAUUGGAUAGGAAUCGACGUGUCGGUGAGAAUGUGUUUGCGGUGGUGUUGGCCAGUCUCGUGGCCUUUCUUGGCUUCUUGCUGCUGCUGCACGGCUUCUUCAGGGACAUCUGGGUCUUCCAGUUCUGCCUAGUCAUCGCCAGCUGCCAAUACUCCUUAUUAAAGAGCGUGCAGCCUGACGCAGCCUCCCCAAUGCAUGGCCAUAACUGGAUCAUCGUGUACAGCCGGCCGGUGUAUUUCUGCUUGUGCUGUAUGCUGAUCUGGGUCUUCGACCUUGUCGGCCAUUCCAGCAACCUGCAGCCUUUCUCGCUUUAUGGAGUCACUUUCUUCUCUGCCCAUUUCCUGCUGUGUGCCAGGGACAUGCUCAUAGUUUUCACACUGUGUUUUCCAGUCAUCUUUCUCUUCGGACUUCUACCUCAGGUUAACACCUUUCUUAUGUGUUUGCUGGAGCAGGUUGACAUGCACAUGUUUGGAGGAACUGCUACAACAAGCCCCCUGUCCUCACUCUACAGUCUGUUACGCAGUGUCUUAGUAGCAGCUCUGGUUUAUGGCUUUUGCCUUGGUGCUAUCAAUGCCCCAUGGGGUGAGGCUCAUGUUCCAGUGCUCUUCUCUGUAUUCUGUGGCCUCCUCCUCGCCUUAUCAUACCACUUAAGCAGACAAAGCAGUGAUCCUACCGUCUUGUGGACUUUGGUCCGUUCCAAAUUCUUUCCGGAGCUGGAAAGCAGGACUCCCGAGGAGCCCCCACUAGAGAUCAAGGACCCACUGCCAGAGAAAUUACGCAACUCCGUGAAGGAGAUUUUACACUCUGACCUGGUCAUGUGUCCACUCAUGGCCAUUAUCAGCUUUGCCAUCAGUGCCAGUACUGUCUUCAUUGCUCUGCAGCCUGCUCUCAGUUUUGUUCUGUAUAUUCUGGCUGGAGUGGUUGGCUUCCUUACGCACUACUUGCUGCCUCAGUUUCGCAAACAGCUGCCCUGGUUCUGCCUGGCCCACCCUGUGCUACGUUCUCGCGAGUACAGCCAGUUUGAGGUUCGGGAUGCAGCUCAGCUAAUGUGGUUUGAGAAGCUCUAUGCUUGGCUCCAGUGUGUAGAGAAGUACUUCAUCUACCCUGCUGUGGUGCUCAACUCCCUGACCACAGAGGCCCACACCAUUAGCCAGAACCCCGACAAGCCUGGAACAUAUGGCCGAGCUCUGUUCAUCUCCAUGGCUGGAAUGAAGCUGCUCCGCUCAUCCUUUUGCACACCCUCUCAACAAUACGUCACACUCUGCUUCACCGUCCUCUUCUUCCAGUUCGACUAUCCACGCUUCUCUGAAACGUUCCUGCUCGACUACUACUUCAUGUCCAUCCUCUUCAGCAAGCUGUGGGACCUACUGUAUAAGCUGCGCUUUGUGCUGACCUACAUUGCGCCAUGGCAGAUUACUUGGGGCUCUGCGUUUCAUGCCUUUGCCCAGCCAUUUGCUGUGCCUCACUCGGCCAUGUUGUUUGUACAGGCUCUGUUCUCUGCCCUCUUCUCCACUCCCCUCAAUCCUGUACUGGGCAGCGCCGUCUUUGUCACCUCCUACACUCGCCCUGUCAAGUUCUGGGAGCGGGAUUACAACACAAAAAGGGUGGAUCACUCUAAUACACGCCUGGCAACUCAGCUUGACCGCAACCCUGGUGCCGAUGACAACAACCUAAACUCCAUCUUUUAUGAGCACUUGACCCGCUCACUGCAGCAUUCUCUGUGUGGAGACUUGCUAUUGGGCCGCUGGGGCACCUACAGCACGGGGGACUGCUUCAUCCUUGCAUCGGACUACCUCAACGCUCUCGUGCACCUCGUCGAAAUCGGCAAUGGCCUUGUCACCUUCCAGCUCAGGGGCCUGGAGUUCAGAGGUACCUAUUGUCAGCAGCGAGAGGUGGAGGCCAUCACUGAGGGUGUGGAGGAAGAUGAGGGCUGCUGCUGUUGUGAGCCAGGCCACCUGCCUCACAUGUUGUCAUUUAACGCGGCCUUUGGCCAGCGCUGGCUCGCCUGGGAGGUCGCUGCUACCAAGUACGUUUUGGAAGGCUACAGCAUCAGUGACAACAAUGCCGCCUCAAUGCUGCAGGUGUUUGACCUGCGCAAGAUUCUGAUCACUUACUACGUCAAGAGCAUCAUCUACUAUGUUAGCCGCUCACCCAAACUGGAGGAGUGGCUGUCCAAUGAGACGGUGCAGGAGGCGUUAAGACCCUGUCUCAGUACCUCCUAUGUUGAUAGUGACCCCACGUUUAACCUGAAUAUUGAUGAAGACUACGACCACCGAGCCUCUGGCAUCACCCCGGCUGCCUUCUGCAUGGUCUAUCUGGAUUGGAUCCAGUACUGCAACAGUCGCAGACAGAAGCCCGUGGACAGUGAGAGAGACUCCCCUCUGGUCACGCUCUGUUUUGGGCUUUGCAUUCUGGGUCGCAGGGCUCUCGGUACAGCGUCCCACAGCAUGUCGGCCAGCCUGGAGCCGUUCCUCUAUGGCCUCCAUGCACUGUUCAAAGGCGAUUUCCGGAUCACGUCGCCACGUGAUGAGUGGGUGUUUGCCGACAUGGAUCUUUUAAACAGAGUAGUAGCGCCUGGUGUGCGCAUGUCCCUUAAACUCCACCAGGACCACUUUACGUCUCCGGACGAGUACGAGGAUCCAGCUGUGCUGUAUGAUGCCAUCACUGCUAAUGAAGAGAAGAUGCUGAUCUCUCAUGAAGGAGAUCCCGUUUGGCGCAGUGCCAUCCUGGCUAACAUGCCCUCACUCCUGGCUCUGCGCCAUGUCAUGGAUGAUGGCAGUGACGAGUACAAGAUUAUCAUGUUGAACAAGCGCUUCCUCAGCUUCCGAGUAAUAAAGGUGAACAGAGAAUGUGUGCGUGGACUCUGGGCUGGGCAGCAGCAGGAGCUGGUCUUCCUGCGAAACCGAAACCCUGAGCGUGGUAGCAUCCAGAACGCCAAGCAGGCACUGCGCAACAUGAUCAACUCGUCCUGCGAUCAGCCGAUUGGAUACCCCAUCUACGUCUCCCCCCUCACAACGUCAUACGCUGGAGGUCACAUCCAGCUCCGGUCUGUCUGGGGAGGGCCCAUAAGCCCCCACAACAUCUACACCUGGUUCAUCAGCAGCUGGGACAGGCUACAGAAGGGCUGCGGCGCAGGCUGCAACAGUGGGGGGAAUAUUGAAGACUCUGACUGUGGUGGUGGAACUUCCUCCAUCAGUAACAAUCCUGCAGUGUUUCCUCCUCAGAGCACAGCGCCCACUGUGUCUCAGUCCCACCUUACCACCGUCCAGCCAUCCAUGGGGACUGAUAAUCCUGUUGGACCGAGCUGGCCUGUCCAUUCUCAGCCUCUUCCCUUGACCCUGCUUAGCCAAUCAGAGGGCCGGAUGGACGCAGGCUUGGUAAACUCUCUCCAGCGCACUUCAUCCAUCCAGGGCCUCCUGGGUCAGCAUCUGUCCAGCUCACAGCUGUCCUUCAGCGCAUCUGUGGCUGGUCCACCCAUUGAGCGCUUUUGUCCAGGCAGCCUGCAGGACAGUGCCACUCACAGAGCCUCUCAACGGGGCAUCAGUAUGGGACUUGGCCAUGGAAGCGGCCUGCACUACGACGCCAUCUAUAGCAAGUGGAGUUUGUCUGGCAGAAAAGGCUUUAAUGGGCCAGCGGCGGCGGAAGGAGACGGAGGGUUGUCUCACUGCAUCCGCACUCAGGCUUUCCAGACUGUCCCACCCGCUCCACCCCCCGAGGUCAGCCCAACACUGGAUGCAGUGGCUGUUUCUAUGCCUGUGGAGACCACACCCCUUACGUCAGAUCCUCCCAGUUUACGGGAGGAGGCUACUGAACUGCCAUUACUUGAGCACCUGCGCUGAGCCUCUUUAAAGACUAACCUGCACAAAUAGGCCUUGACCAAGUGAAGCUGGGAUCCGGAGCUGGUCUCCUGGUGAAACCACACUCAUUCCAGCUGAUGAUGAAAGCUGAGAGCUUUUUUUUGUUACUUGAGGACAAGCUUGACCCUCAACCGCCUUUUAUUUUAGCGCUUUUGCAGUGGUUUAUUAUUCAAAGCAUUGUGUUGCUUAUUCUGUAUCGGAGCACACUAGCAAAAAAAAGUUUUCAGGUCACACCCCUGGAAGGCCAAGCUAUAAAUUAAGUUGUGAAUUUUUGAUCACUAUGAAAAUAGUUCUGAUCACUAUGUUGGCUUAUUAGCUCUGAGCUCUGAAGCCCAACCCCCACCC